Messenger RNA from Amyelois transitella, 1238 nucleotides. RefSeq names its product p21-activated protein kinase-interacting protein 1-like. NCBI's taxonomy places the organism in Eukaryota, Metazoa, Arthropoda, Insecta, Lepidoptera, Pyralidae. The coding region runs from base 72 to 1235 and encodes 387 amino acids. The record is from RefSeq and is a predicted model, not a curated record. Gene Ontology annotation, molecular function: protein binding. The transcript has 3 exons.
UAAAUGUAACGAAGGAAGAAGGAAAACAGAAAAACGUGCUCUUGAUUGAAAUUAUUUUUAUUAAACGGAAAAUGGAUGAAUUAAUUGUAGGAACAUAUGAAGGUUUUCUACUAGGGUACUCGAUUUACACAGAAAAUGAGGUGCCUAAAUUAAAACAGUCCUUUGCUACACAAUCGCAUACGGCGUCUGUGCGAUGUGUGGCUACUGGGGGAAAGUUUUUAGCAUCAGGAGGCACCGACGAUAAGGUGGUAGUGAUAGAUUUGAAGUCCCGCAAGGAACACACAGUCUUGAUGAACCACGAUGGUACCGUAAAUACAGCCGCCUUUACCCAUAGCGGAACUCACCUUUUGACUGGUGCUGAUGAUGGCUGCAUUAUUGUUACAAGGACUGGUAACUGGCAAAUCGAGAAAGUAUGGAAGAAAGCCCAUGGAGGUCAACCAGUGACUGCAAUAGCUGUUCAUCCUUCAGAUAAGCUUGCUCUUAGCAUUGGGGGUGAUAAAACUUUAAGGACUUGGAAUCUUAUUAAGGGAAGACCUGCAUUCACUAUCAAUUUAUCCAGCAAAGGUAUAACAAUGCCAACUGAAAUCAAAUUCUCACCAGGAGGGGACCGGUUCUCAUUAGUCUACCAGCAAUGUGUAGACGUGUGGACAAUAAGCAAAGCAGGAGUAGAGAAACAUAUUACUUGUAAUUCUAAGCCUUCUACUGUUCAGUGGGUAACAGAUGACAAAAUGUUUGUUGGAUUAGAAAAUGGUAACAUAAUUUUGUUUACAGUGUCUGAUACUAAAGCGAAAACUUUUCAAGGACACAAACACAGGGUGAAAUGUUUGCAUUAUGAAAAUGAAAUUUUGUAUUCAGCAUCUAGUGCAGGAGAACUCAAAGUGUGGUCAGAUGCUGAUGAUACAAUUACAGAAAUAUGUGCCAACAAUGCUGGAUGUAGGCUCACUUGUGUCACACUGAACAGACAAAACCAUUUGAUCAAGAAGGAAGAUAAGUCAGAUGAUGAAACUGGAAAUGAAAAAACAAAUAAUCUUACAAAAAGUAAUAGUGAAGAUUCAGAUGAUGAGCCAGCUGAAAAAGUAAAUAAGGCACAGAAAAGGCCACCAGGUGCUUUUGUGAGGAUAAGUUAUGGUAGUGAUGAAGAAGAUGUCAAGGAAGAAACAACUCCUCCAAAGAAGAAAUUUAAAAAGAGGAAGAGGAACAAAAAACUAAAAAAUAAGAAUAAAAUCAAUGAAUAAUUA